Papilio xuthus (Asian swallowtail) is the source of this 1892-nucleotide messenger RNA. Lineage: Eukaryota; Metazoa; Arthropoda; Insecta; Lepidoptera; Papilionidae. The record is from RefSeq and is a predicted model, not a curated record.
CACUUCAGUGUACAAUUAGGCGGAGGCUUGAAGACACGUCAAGCAGUCCGUUUAUAAAUAACAGGAAAAGAUUUUAAAUAUAUAAACACUUAAUAAAAAUGCAAAUCGUAUAGCGCGUUGUCUUUAUCAUAUUUAAAAAAAAAUUAAAAAUAAAAUGAAUUGUGUUUCGAUCAAUGUUUUCGUGACUGUAGGAAUAUCUUUGCUUCUGUUUGCAAACGCUCAAUCUCCUUGUCCUGAUAUUUUUGAGUACAAAAAUGAUGAUAAUGGUGUAUACGGACUGUUAACAUUGAAACCCAAUGGCCGAAAAUCAACAAUAACAGUUAGAACAAAUUUUACGAUCACAGCGAAGUUAGCUUCAGAAUACGUUGGUAACAUCCGACCUUAUGGUGGUGCCAAUGCGAUCACGGAAUACAACAAAGGCCAAACAAUACAGUACAGAGUUAACCUGCCAGUCAGCUCUCCACUUCCCAAAAUAACAGCCAUAUAUAUAAAUGAAGAUCUUGUAUGUUCUGAUAACCCAGAUACAUUGGAAACGAGUAAUUACGUUACAACUAUAUCUCUUCAGCACACUCUGUAUGCGAGCUCCGGAACUAAAAUUAUUUAUGGAAAUACAAGACCAUCGACAUACACGCCUAUCAAAUAUAACAUACAGAAUGACCGAGUUGUAUAUAAUAUACCAUCACCGUUUGACGGGACAACAGGAACGUAUCACAUUUUCGACGGACCAAUAAGAAAUUCAAUUAAUUUUUCAUCGAACUUUUUUGAUAAUGUUGGCUUAUUUGGUACCGGUCCUUCAACAGCUGUUCAGCCAAAACCAGAGACACCUGUACGACGAAAGCCGCCGCCCCCUCGACCACCAGUACAAAACCCGGUUCGCGAUUCUGGAACCUCGUCUCGUGUUUCUGAUGGAGAGAACUCUUCUAAUAUACAAUGCGGGCAAGGCAAAAUUGGUGUGCCACUGAUCUGGCACGGACAAACGUACCCGCGUGGCGAGUGGCCCUGGCUCGUCGCCCUCUACCAGACCGUUGCACGGACGCUAACUUUUGUGUGCUCGGGCACUCUGAUAUCUGACCGACAUGUCCUCACAGCUGCCCAUUGCAUGACUAAUAAGCAGGCGACAGACAUGAUCGUGAAGAUAGGCGUUUACAACUUGGACGAAUGGGGCGGCGACGUUGAAAUGCGAAAACUCCAAGCGGCGGAUGUGCACGAAAAUUACGACAAAGUUAAAUUUUCAAAUGAUAUUUCACUACUCACAUUGGAGAAGUCAGUAGAAUUUAACAGUAACAUCAAACCAGCGUGCUUGUGGGGCACUGACGAUAAUCUAGACCGUAUCGCUGGACACACUGGAGUGGUUACCGGUUGGGGAGACAAUGAAUCGGGCAAAGGUGGGCACGGCGAUCCCAGAAUGAUCCGAUUGCCUAUUGUCACGAACAGGGAGUGUCGUGCGACUAGAUCUGAAUUCCACAAGCUUACUUCUGACACAACUUUAUGUGCAGGUAAUCGCGAUGGUUCAGGCCCAUGUGCGGGUGACUCAGGUGGUGGACUGUUUGUCCUGGACGACGGCCGAUGGAGAGUCCGUGGUAUAGUCUCUCUUGCUAUAUCAGCCAAAUCAGCCGAAAAGCCAUGCAACCUCGACGAAUAUGUCAUCUUCACAGACGUAGCUAAAUACAGAUCGUGGAUAAAGAGACACAUGGCAUUUUCGUAAUAAAAUAACACGUAAUACAAUUACUGCAUUUUCUAUAAUUUAAGGACAAUGUUUUUUUUUAUUAAAGUAAUAUAGAAAUAUAAGUUUCAACAUUAAUUUUUUGUGAAAAAUGACGAUGUUUUUUGUCUUCCGAGUAAGCUUUAAUUUUAAGAAAAAUAAUGAAAAUAAAGUUUUAUUUUUAAAAACA